Molecule: messenger RNA, 2784 nt
Organism: Amoebophrya sp. A120
Lineage: Eukaryota; Dinophyceae; Syndiniales; Amoebophryaceae
Source: the annotation of a GenBank genome assembly
CGCCACCUGCGGGACGACGUUGCGAAACAGAAACUGUUGGAGCGCGGGGCGGAAGAGUUGCUGCUCUUUGAAAUGAAGCGGAGAAAAAUGAUGAAUGCUAGCGCUGCCUCCGCCGCCUCCGCCAGUACUUCUACAGGUGCUGGCGCGAAGAUGAAAGAAGUGGAAAAGAAGCAGAAGAAAUCGUCUGACUCGCGGGGCAGUCUGAUCUCCCGCGUCAUUUACGCGGCCGAUCACGAGCCCGUCACUUCGGCGCAGAGAAUAUGAAAGUGCACAACUCCCCCUCCCCCUCAUUUGUCAUGCAAAAUACCCAAUCCACCCGUUGCUUCUUGGCACUGUUUGCAUGACAAGUUCUGGUAGCCCAAAUAGCACUAUACUCCGGCGCAAAUCUGUGUCUGUCAUGCAAAACUGGCAUUCUUGCUGAUGCUUGUAUUGCCGUUCAUGCUAUAGAAAUGAGGGGGAGGGGUAGUUGUGCAUUGUCAUAGAGAAAGCCGCUGUUUCGGGGUAGCAAGCACGAGUCGCCGCGGAGCAGAGUGCGGAAGGCCGAGGGGUCGCAGGGUAAUAAGCGCGACCUUCUGGAUAUGCAUUCUUGCAAAAGUAUCGUACUAGUAUAAACCGCAUGACAAAUGACAAAUUGAAAUUUCCUCAGCAACAGCAUGUAUGAGGAAUAAAAUUUGUAAAAUUAUGCGGAUUUACCUUGAGAGUGAGAUUUGUAUAUGCAUGAAUGCGUAUGCGAUUACUAUUACGAGUGCGAUACUUUUGCACAGGAUACUGGACGAGGAGUAUGGUGGUGAGGACGCCUAUCUCGAUCUGCUGCGGCAGUUAACGGAGGGAACCACGACGGAGCUGGUUCACGGGUUGGAGGUCACGGUCGACAACAAGGUGCAGGAGCUCUCCGACGCGCAGCGUGACAAGCUGGCGGCGCUGCUGCGGCAGAAGAGCGAGAUGGAGAGGAGGCGGCUGUAUGGGCCGGUGGAGGUGGAUGAAGGAGUGGACGGCAAGAAAAUCGAGGGGGCUAGUACCUCCAAGGGAGGAAGAGGACAUAGGAGAAGUUCCUCCCGAAGGAGCCCUGGACCUUCGCAAGAGCGUGCGGGUGGAAGAAGUAGGAGAUCAUCUCGAAGUCUUCAGGACCAGCAGGACCACGGCCGAAGAAAGUCUGCGCAGCAUCCCUUCCGGCCGGGGGCGGAAAACUAUGAUUACCAGGAGGAGCUUAUGCAAGAAAAAAACUGUGUAAGUGUAACUUUCUUGGAGGAACAGCAUCACAAGUUUGCUCUGCAUGGCACAGAAAACCUCCUGUCAUGCGUUCCUAGUACGUGAAUGUGAAAACACGUACAAAAAGAGCCCCUUACGCAUGUCCAGCAUGACAGGUGUAAGUGUCUUGCAUCGUCUGCAACACGAAUUUACACUUACACAGUUUUUUUCCUGGAUAGAGCUUGCGAAAGCAAACCGCCGGACAAGAGCGUCGGAUGUAGUUGUUGCCCAAAGAACUACUGCUCAGCCGCAAAACAUGAAACAUCCGCGCGCUUCUUCCUCCUCGUCGUCCAAAAUGCAGCAGGUCCUCGAGGAAAAGUUUCGAGCGCAAGAAGAGACGAAGCGCAAGUCGAUAUCAAAGAUUCGCACCUCGGCCGCGACACACUCCCGGGCCAGCCGCUCAGCGUCCGUGCCGAAGGGGAGGAAGAAAAAAGAUUCUUCUUUAUCGCGAGGGAAAAAUAAGUAACUCCCUCUCAGAAUGAAAUACACGCCAUUUUGAAACGGCAUGGCAUGCUUCUGAAAUAAAUUUGUGAUCAUGUUGAUUUGUGGCCACAGAUCGCGUCUGAAUUGCAAGAAGGCAAAUGUACUAGCAAGUCCGCCGCAUUUUUUAUGCAGGCGCUUUGGGAAGAUGCUGUUAGCCCUACGUACACGGCGGACGUUUAUUGUCGUGCUAGGCACCUAGUACCUCACAACAUCACUGUCCAAGCGUUGCGUCUCCCUGCAGUCUUCUACUGAAAGGCAAUAAAGCUGCUGACUUGGACUUGCGUAGUACACAAAUCCCGAAGCACCGACUUCCUGUUUUUUUGAUAUUGGGAGGUUGGAUUUUUCAUUAUGAUGCUCUACUGCAUCAUCCUCUCUCACGGGAGCGAGCUCGAAGGACGUGGACGUGGACCAGCAGGCGAAAGAGACGGAGAUGGUCACCGAGUACGAGCAACAGCUGCCGGCGCGACUAGAGAUGCGCGACCAUGUGGACGAUUCGCAGCUCUUGCAGGAUCAUGCUGAGGCCUCUUUACUACAGCAGCAAGUGCAGCAAGUUUCUUCGUCUGGUAGAAACAAGAAACAACCCCGAAGCAGACGCAAAGCAGAGGGCGAGGUGCAGCACCCGUUUCUUGCGGAGUCCGGGGAUCCCCACGACGAAGAGGAAAUGCUGCUGACGCAGCUCGGCUAUCCAUUGCAAAGAUGAGUCUACUGGGUCGGGAAGGGUGGAAUUUGUAUAUGCGAAUUUCACAACACACAUAAGAUCUCUCAUGCAUGGACAGCAAAGCUUAAGCUUCCGCUUGCCCAUUUAUUUUUGUCCCCGGCAAUAAAGCAGUUGACACGUCAUGCGGUUUAGGCACCAUCGGCGCACCUUCUCAAACCUGUAACGCUAGCUAGACCUUGCAUGCCACACCUGCUGGGUCAUGGAAAAACAGCAUGACAAAUAUCUGCAAGACAUCCUUCCAGACCCAGACAUAUUGGCACUGCAUAUCGGCGAUCGCAGUCCGCAGUUGCUGGGCGAGUUCAAGCACGCAAUGGCCAAGAUUCCGGACGUGUUCG